This is a messenger RNA of Impatiens glandulifera, 2966 nucleotides long. Its product is annotated as probable cadmium/zinc-transporting ATPase HMA1, chloroplastic. Gene Ontology annotation, molecular function: ATPase-coupled monoatomic cation transmembrane transporter activity; ATP binding; ATP hydrolysis activity. Gene Ontology annotation, biological process: monoatomic cation transport. Gene Ontology annotation, cellular component: membrane. The record is from RefSeq and is a predicted model, not a curated record. Lineage: Eukaryota; Viridiplantae; Streptophyta; Magnoliopsida; Ericales; Balsaminaceae.
AAAGACAAGGCCCACAUCAAUUUCUGGCCGAGAAAGGAAAGGGAGUGUGUUAUCUCCAGUUCAUUUUCAGUCAAUGAAGCUGCCGUGGUUCUGAUGAUUUAGCAAUUCGGUAGGUAGGCUUGAUGACGACGACGACUUAGCUUCCAGUUAUAGCAAGUUCAGAUCAAUGGAGACGGUGUAUUUUGAUAUUAGAAAUACAGAUUUUUGCUCUCCAAAUUGCAGAAGAAGAAUCACCAGCAAAUCAACUGCCUCAGCUCAUGUUCACUCCCUUCGCAAUCAAACCUUCUUCCCUCGUGUUUUCUCCAAACCCUUGCCUGUUUAUUCUGUUUCUCAUGUACGCCGUUUCAAUUUUGUUGUCAAAGCUGCCGAUCCUCAUCAGCGCCUCCACCAUGACGACGGCCACAGACAUCACCAUCACGACGAUCAUGAUCAUGAUCACCAUCACGGCGAUGAUGAGCAUCAUCAUCACCACCAUCACCACCACCACAAUCACGAACAUCAUGAGGCAUUGACUAAAUCUCAGACAUCGUUACUUCGAUUUGCCAAGGGGAUCGGGUGGUCUCAAUUAGCGAAUUUUUUGCGCGAGAAUUUGGAGCUUUGCUGCUGUUCAGUUGCAAUGUUUGUCGCUGCUGCUGCCUGCCCAUAUUUAAUCCCUAAACCGGCUGUCAAGCCUCUGCAACUAGGUCUCACUUUCAUCGCUUUCCCUCUCGUUGGGGGUUCUGCCUCACUUGAUGCUACUGAUAUAGCUGGUGGAAAUAACAUUCAUGUGUUGAUGCUCUCGCCAGCCUUUGCUUCAGCAUUUAUGGGAAAUCCAUUGGAAGGAGGGCUGCUCCUUGCAAUGUUUAAUUUGGCCCAUAUUGCGGAAGAGUAUUUCACCAGUCGCUCAAAGGUUGAUGUUAAGGAUUUGAAAGAGAAUUAUUCAGAUCAUGCUCUUGUCCUGGAAGUGUAUGAUGGGAGAUUGCCUAACUUCUCAGACUUGAGAUACUCAGAAGUCCCUGUCAACAACUUAAAAAGCGGGUUCUACAUUCUAGUGAAAGCUGUGAGGUGGGUUUUUAUAUGCAACAAUAUCCUCUAUAGGAUCGGGUUGGGGGUGCUAAGUGCAAGUGUACUGAUGGAUGUUGGUUUACAUUUGGUUCAGUCUGUCCCUCUAGAUUGUGAAGUUGUCCAAGGUAGAUCAACUAUUACUGUUGAGCUGACCGGAGAAGUCAAGCCUUUGGAGACAAGUGGGGAUUGCAUUCCUGGUGGUGCAAGGAACGUUGAUGGUAUGCUAAUAGUCAAGGCCAAAAAGACAUGGAAGGACUCUAUGCUGAGCAAGAUAGUGCAGCUGACAGAAGAAGCUCAACUUAGCAAACCAAAGCUCCAGAGAUGGUUGGAUACGUUUGGGGAGCUUUACAGCAAACUGGUUGUAGCUUUAUCUCUUGCUGUGGCCUUGCUUGGGCCUUUGCUUUUUAAGUGGCCAUUCAUCAGUACAUCAGGUUGCAGAGGAUCUGUUUAUAGGGCAUUGGGACUUAUGGUUGCUGCCUCACCUUGUGCAUUGGCUGUUGCCCCAUUAGCAUAUGCUACAGCAAUUAGUGCCUGUGCAAGGAAGGGAAUAUUACUUAAAGGCGGACAUGUCCUAGAUGCACUAGCUUCUUGCCAUACUAUUGCUUUUGAUAAAACUGGAACACUUACAACAGGAGAGUUUAUGUGCAAAGCAAUUGAACCAAUCCAUGGACACAUGAGUAACAAAGGAGAGAUAAAAGCUACUUGUUGUGUACCUGAUUGUGAAAGAGCUCUUGCUGUGGCUGCUGCCAUGGAGAAGGGUACCACUCAUCCAAUUGGAAGAGCUGUUGUUGAUCAUAGUGGUAGGAAAAGAUCUCCUUCAAUUUCUGUUGAAACAUUUGAGAAUCUACCUGGAAGAGGUCUUUUUGCAACAUUAUCUACCCUUGAGACAGGACUUGGAGGCGGUGAAUCAUUGCAAGCUUCACUUGGUUCAGUAGAAUAUAUCACUUCACUUUUUAACUCUGACAAGGAAUCAAUGGCGAUUGAGAAAGCAGUUAAUACCUCUUCGUAUAGGGGUGAUUUUGUUCGCGCUGCUCUCUCCAUUAAUAAAAAGAAGGUAACAUUAUUUCAUUUUGAGGACACACCUCGUCCUGGUACUGGAGUAAUAAAAUCAUUACAAGAUCAAGAACCUCUUCAUGUGAUGAUGCUGACUGGUGAUCAUGAAUCAAGUGCAUGGAGAGUUGCCAAUGCAGUCGGUAUCAAAGAAGUUCACAGCAACCUGAAACCUGAGGAUAAGCUGGGACAUGUGACGAGAAUCUCAAGGGACACAGGUGGGAGGUUAAUAAUGGUUGGAGAUGGUAUAAAUGAUGCUCCUGCACUUGCGGCAGCUACAGUGGAAUCGGUGGCCCUUUGCCCAGCGUGCUAGUGCAAACUGCGACUGCCAGUAGCAAUGUGACUUCUGUUGCAGGAUAACUUUCUGUGUCUCCCAUUUUGUAUUGCUAAAUCUCAACAAACAUCAUCCUUGGUGAAACAAAAUGUCGCCCUUGCCUAUUUAGGCAUCAUCCUGGCUUCCUUACUUCUGUUUUAGGUUUCUCCCGCUAUGCUAACGGUUCUUCUCCAUGAAGGUGGAACCCUUCUUGUUUGCCUGAAUUCUGUCCGUGCUUUGAAUAAUCCAACAUUCUCAUGGGAACAGAAUCUUCUUGGAAUGUCUGAUACAUACAGAUCAUUAUUUCAAAGGGACCAUAAAAAUCACUCAAGCACCAUACAGGCUGCACCUUUGUAACCAUUUUAUUUAUAAUUAUUUUUUUGUGGUUGUAGGACCCCCCCCCCCCCCCCCCCCCCCCCCCCCCCCCCCCUUUUUUUUUAUUGAUGUGAAUAGAAGAAAGAUAAAUUUAUGUCAAAUAAAUCCCUGAAAAAAUUGCAAGCUUCUGUUAUGAAACUCAUCUUCCAUUUCAUGAAUAUGAUGAUUAUAAGAUGUUGUGGUU